Oppia nitens is the source of this 1302-nucleotide messenger RNA. RefSeq names its product protein mab-21-like 2. NCBI's taxonomy places the organism in Eukaryota, Metazoa, Arthropoda, Arachnida, Sarcoptiformes, Oppiidae. The transcript is spliced from 9 exons. The record is from RefSeq and is a predicted model, not a curated record. The coding region runs from base 82 to 1179 and encodes 365 amino acids.
GUGUUAAUAAGUGCUUAGUGUUUGUGAUAUUAAAUAAAUUAUUUGGAUAACUAAAAAAUUUUUUGGAGCUUAUCAUUGAAAAUGUUGGUACCACCAGAUUCUCAAUUAGGCGCUUCAAAACUGCUCUUUCAUAUUAAUAAAUAUUGCAAUGAAAGAGUUGUCUAUCGUAGGGGACAAAUUGCUAAAACUAUCCGUGAGAUCACCAAAAUAGUUCAGGAUGUGCUCAAGGAGGUCGAAGUCCAGGAGCCCAGAUUCAUAUCCAGUCUCACUGAAUGCAAUGGCCAUUAUGAAGGUCUGGAAGUGAUAUCACCGACAGAAUUCGAGGUAGUCUUAUAUCUAAACCAAAUGGGAGUUUUCAACUUUGUUGACGACGGCUCACUGCCGGGAUGUGCUGUCUUGAAGCUAUCUGAUGGUCGAAAGCGAUCGAUGUCUUUAUGGGUUGAGUUCAUAACAGCGAGCGGUUACUUAAGUGCACGUAAAAUAAGGUCUCGAUUUCAGACAUUAGUAGCACAAGCAUGUGAUAAGAGUAAUUACCGCGAUUUGGUCAAAAUGAUUGCCGACACCAGUGAAGUCAAGUUAAGGAUUAGAGAGAGAUAUAUCGUUCAGAUCACACCUGCGUUUCGGUGCAGUGGCCUUUGGCCUCGUUCGGCGGCACAUUGGCCAAUGCCGACUUGCCCCUGGCCACCUCCUAAUAUUGUUGCUGAAGUCAAGGCUGAGGGCUUUGAUUUGCUCAGCAAAGAUUGUGUAUCACUUCAAGGUAAACAAAGCUCUAUGGAAGGGGACGCCUGGGUUCUCAGUUUUCUUGAGGCAGAAAAUAGAUUGCUUCAGGGCGGAUGUCGUAAGAAAUGUCUUUCAAUAUUAAAAACACUUCGCGACCGUCACUUAGAUUUGCCGGGACUGCCCGUCAAUGCCUAUCAUUUGAAGACACUAUUAUUAUAUGAGUGUGAGAAACACCCCCGAGAGGGUGAAUGGGAUGAAGUGUGUUUGGGUGACCGCAUCAAUGGUAUACUACUGCAACUCAUAUCAUGUCUACAAUGUCGUCGCUGUCCACACUAUUUUCUGCCUAAUCUCGACUUAUUUAGGGGAAAGUCUCACAGUUCACUGGAAAAUGCAGCGAAGAUGACCUGGAGAUUAACCCGAGAGUUACUAACAAACUCUAAAUCAUUUGAUAAGCUGUAGGACAGACAGCUCUCAUGCCAUGAAUGGACCAGAAGUUAAUGUUUUUUUUUAUUUAUAUCCGUUUAACAAACAAUUAUUUUAGAUCUCGUUAUUUAAAUAUUCAUAUAUAUAUAUAUAUACAAG